AUGCAAAAUAUAAAACGUUUGCAUAAAAUGGGUCUUUCAGUAUUAACUGGCUUAUUCUAUUCUUUAUUACCAUUAGUAUUACUCAUCGGUACUAUAUUUCGAUUUAGUAUCAUAUCUAUCAUAUACGGUUUUCUUCUACUCGCUUUACCAUGGUUAGGACCGUUAACAGAAUCAUCAAUAAGAGUUCGUUAUCGUUUAUUUAUAUUUAUUAUUUUAUUAGUUAGUUCAUUAAUAUUAAUUGCUCAAAUAAUAUUCCAGUCAGUAUUAUUAGCGAAAAAACCUUAUGGACAUAUAUUAAUAGAUUGCUCAGAGACAGUAAAAGUUCUACGUUUAUUCGGCUUAGAACGUUUGGAUAAUUCAGAUGCCAUUCGUAUUCUAAGACUUAUAUUUCCUGAUAUAAUCAUAUUUACUGUUUCAAUCAUUUGUUUGUAUACUAUUCGUCGUAUAUUAAUAUCUGCUCAAAAUAAUCAACCACCAACGACUGAAGCAUCAACUCCCACACGUAAUUCACAUACGAUUACAUCUUCAAAACAAAGAUUACAAACAAAAUGGCCACGUUUAUUAUCAAUUUUAAAAUAUAUACGUUUACUCAUACAAUUCAUCCUUGUUGGAUUUGCCGCUAUUAUUUAUCCGUCAAUACUUAAUUCAGUUUAUUUUCUAUUUUUUCUUACUAUUGCUACAUUAUGGGCUUGCUCAAUUAAAUUCGGAAAAAAAUAUAUGAUAUUUAGAAGUUUAUUGUUAUUAUAUGCUGGCGUGCAUUUAUUUCUCUAUUAUCUUUAUCAAUUUGGUUUUUUUCAAGAAAUUUUCCCACAAAACACAGUAUGGACAAAUAUAACGGGUUUUACAGCAUUAGUUACGAGUAAUUGCUCAACGAAUGAACCUCAUUUACAACAUCAUUUACCAUGGUCCGAUUAUACUAAUCCAGCUGCUGUACUCUUACUCUACUUUUAUUUCGCAUUUGAAACGUCACGUACAAUUUUUAGACGGACAAAUACUAUCACUAUCCCCGGUGAUUAUCCUUCUUCAUCGCCUGACAUACAAGAAAGAAGAGUUCCGACAACAGCAACAACAACAACAAUGGCAGGAGAAAUUGUAGAUGGUGGUCAUUCUGAUGAACUACCGCCUUCACGAGGACCACAACGCUAUCGUCUAUCUCAUACGUGGACCAUCGAGCGUACUGAUGAUCAAACAUGGCAAGGAAAAAUUGUCCACCUUAUUAUAUCUGCUUUACGUGUACUCCAAAAACAAAGUUAUCUAUUAUCAUUAAUAGCCAUGCUGGCAUGGAGUAUAACCUACCAUAGUUUGUUAACAUUAGUAUUUUUAUUAUGGGCAUGUUUCAUUUGGAUGUUGCCUCGAUCACGUCUAUGGUGUUUACGAUUGUCACCAUUUUUUACGUUCUACGGUACCGCAUUAUUGAUUUUACAAUAUUUAUGUGGUUUCAAAAUAAGUUUUCAACAAUUACAUUUUGGUCGUAAUGAAUCGUCUAUACAACAAAUUGGCAUUAUAAUUAGUGAUUUUCAAUCAACAUUCACUGACUUACUUGCCAAAACGUUUUAUUUGAUGUUUUUUUGGUUAACAUUACGACAAUUCGUUUCAGUAAUUAGAAAUCCAAAAACUACAGAAGAGCAACAAACAGAACGAGGUCGUUUAUCAAGUGAUUCAAGUACACGUUCUUAUUCUCGACGAUUAGGUCAUUGGAUUGUUGAUUUACUGACAAAAUAUUGGAUAUUUCUUUCGUGUGGUAUGCUGUUGUUGAUGAGUCUCCAACAAACGGUUGUGGGUUAUAGAAUUGUUUAUAUGAUGUUCUAUCUAUUUUUCGCAUUAUCCUUUCAAAUUUCCUUUGCAUUUUGGCGACGUACAAUAGCUAUCUUUCAUCUUGUCGUUAUUAUAUAUUCAAUGUUAGUUUUAAUUGUUAUUUAUAUUUAUCAGUUUCAAACAGUUUAUAAUUGGCUACGAAUAGAUGAAGUGUGGUUAUCGUCAUUAGGCUUAGAAGAUUUAAGCACAGAUAGGACAGAUGCAUUUGCUAGUAAAUUAUUGACACCAACUACAUUUCUUGUGGUGAAUAUUCUACAACUAUAUUAUUUUCAUUCGGGUUGGAUGGAUAUGAUAAAGAUAAAAAGUGACAAAAAUAUUCAAGGACUACCAACCGCUACAUUACAAGAAAUUCAUAAAUACGCUAGAGAAAAUGUUCGAAAUACGGACUAUCGACGCACGGAAUCAAUAUUGAAAACAAAACCGACAAACUGGCAUGAAAGUUUAUACAAAUUAUAUUUUUAUCUAAAUCGAUAUUAUAAAAGGUUAACGUAUUAUGCAUGGAGAUUUGCUGAAAUACAUAUAUACAAAUUUGUUUUAUUUAUCAUGAUUCUCGUUGCUACAUUAAAUGUAUCAGCAUUUAACAUUGUUUUGGUCAUACUGGCAACGAUUGGCUUAGUUCUGUUUCGUAUACGAGCAUUAAUCAAUUUACUAACAAUGAUUGCUACUGGUCUAUAUAUUAUUAUCGCAAUGAUAUAUCAAUUAGCAAUUCUUUAUGUAUUUUUAACAUUAGUGUUAACAUUUGAUGGAAUAUCACGUUACCGUCAACGUCAUCGUCGUAUGGAACUAUCUGAAAAGUUUAACGUACAUUUAGUUGAAAACAAAUAUUCUAUUUUAUUUGAACCAUUUUGUAUCAAAAACACGGAAAAUAGCACAUACGAAUAUGAUAUUGUUAAUUAUAAACAAGCCGAUGAAGGAAUUGUACUAUUUUUACAAUAUCUUAUAAAUUUUUUCUUCUAUCGUUUUGGAUUAGAGAUCUGUUAUAUAACAACUGUUAUUGUUAUUGCUGUGAGAUUAGAUGUCGUGGCUAUUUUUUAUGCGAUAUGGCUUGGUUUAUUUCUAAUGUCAAGACGUCGAGCUCUAGUGAAAAUAUGGCCAAUCUAUUUAUUAUUUUUACUCAUUGUUUUUCCAGCACAGUACUUGUUUGUCGUUGGUGCACCACCUUUUCUUUGCUUACGAUACUGGUGGUCACAUGUAUCAUUUAAUGGUUGGCCAGAAUUAAAACGUUGGCUCUAUUUACCCGAUUAUGAGCAUCCACCAAGUGCUCGAUUACUAAUUGCUGAUUUUUUUCAAUUAUUUUUUGCUUGUCAACAAUGGCGUGUAUUUGAUUAUGAAAAUAAUGAAAAAGAUAAUGCGAUCAUCGAUGCUGGUGGUUCAAACAGUGAGAUUAUAUAUAAUAAAGAUUUAUACAUGAAUAAUCCUACAUGGGACUAUGUCGUAAAAAAACGACACUGGCUUGAUCAAUUCAAAUAUAUUGGAUUCAUGUACGGAUGUUGGAUAGUGUUAGCUAUUGCUUAUUUUGCUGGAACAACACGCAUUAGCCUAUUAGGUUUAGGUUAUUUAAUCGCUUGUGUCUAUUUUCUUUGGUAUGGACAAGAAUUUUUCACAAAACCAAUUCUUAGGUUACUAAAAAUGUGGAAUUAUUUAAUUUAUUAUUGUUUUGGUGUUAUUUUUAUUAAAGCUUGUCUGCAGGUGAUCGUUUGUACAUUUUUAUACAAAGCAAUUGCUUGUGGCUCUGCUUUUUUUUGUGCAUUUAUGGACUUAUUUGUUUCUUGUUUAAAACGAGAAUAUAUACCACAAAAGGAAAAUUGUAGUUCUAUUAUGGGUGAGGAAAAGCGAUCUACAUUAAUCGGCCGUGUGGUGACAGUACUGGUGACGCAAGUUUAUUCAUGUUCGGAUGGAUUUUGUUUAAUAUUUCUUCUAUUACAAAAACGAAUAUUCAGCAGCUAUUAUUGGGAACAUAUUGUGGUAGAAUUCCGUUCACAAGCAAAAUUUGCUAGUCAAGGAGCUGUUUUACUUAAUAAGAUAAAUCAAAAUCGAUUAGAUGAAGAUGGUAAACGUGAAGAUGAAACUGUCUCAAAAAUAAAACGUAGUAUCGACCGAAUUAAAGCACAACAAAAAAAAUUGAAUCAAACCGAUGGACAAAUGGAUGAAUUAACAGAUCAUUUUGAAGCGAUUCGUUCGGGCGAUUAUUACAUGUUUGACUAUGACGGAGAUGAUAUUUCCGAUGUUGAAAGUAAAGAUGAAGCUACAGUUGCUCAAGAACAAAUUCUGGAAGUAUUGACGUCGAACGAUACAAAAGAUUCUGAUUUGCAAAAAAUACCCGUAGAAGAGGAUUUACAGCGUCGACAACAGAUCACGACAACUACAUCUGUUCAAGAACAACAAGAAGUACCAAAAGAAUCUAGUAGUUCUGUAAUCAAAUCAAUAUUUGGUAAAAUCGCAAGUAUCGUAAUAAUUAUCAUCGAUUAUAUAAUUAAAUCAUUUAAUCAUCAUUCACGAGAUUAUCGUCAAGUAUCUAGCCAAUUAGUUGAAAUGAAAUUAAAAGAUAAAGUUGUUCAACAGACUAAUAUUGAGCAAGAUGAGCAACAACCACCAAUAACAACUGUACAACAAGGUUUGAUCAUUGAUUUGGAUCCAUUGCCUGAUGAUGAUAAUAAUACGACUAUUCGUACAAAUAUUCAAGAAAAGGUCUCUACUGCAAGUGACAAUGAUGUGUUAGCAAAUCGUUCUCGUUUUUAUCGUUUAUCAGAUUCUAUUUUCUAUAUGGUAAUGUCUCGUUCUGAACUGCUAUGUUAUACUGCAAUGGUCAUUAAUCAUUUAACUUCUGGUGCGUUAUUAUCAAUGCCUUUACCACUGUCUAUUUUUCUAUGGGCAAUGUUAUCGAAACGUCCAUCUCGAAAUUAUUGGAUUACGAUUUUAACUUAUACUGAAGUAAUGAUUGUUAUUAAAUAUAUAUUUCAAUUUCGAUUUUAUCCAUGGAAUAAACCAGGUGCUGAAGAACACGGACCAUUAUUUCUUGUGAAUAUUAUUGGUAUUGAUCGUAAAGGAGGUGCGGCAUCCGUUGCUGAUUUAUUUUUAUUAUUAUCAUUGUUUUUACAUCGAUCAAUAUUGAAACAAAUGGGUUUAUGGAAAGCUAAGCAUCGAUUACCGGAAUUACCGACAACAACAACAGUGACAGCUUUACAAAUAAUACCCAAUAGUUCUGAAGAUGUUGUUCAAAAUGUUGAGCCAGCAAUUAAAGAUGAACAAACAGUGAAAAAACAAUUCUCUUUGAUAGAGUCGAUCAAAAAAUUUUAUCGCCGUUUAAAACGAGAUUUAUUUGUGAAAGAUGUCUAUGCACCAAUGUUUUUCUGCGAUUUUUUAAAUAUGCUCGUGGUUAUUAUUUGGUAUAAUCAAUUUGGAGAACGUGCCGGUGCUAAUGUUGUUCAAACAAUUAAACAAAAUAAAGUUCCCUUUGCUUUUCUGGCUAUAUUACUAAUUCAAUUUAUUGUGAUUAUUAUUGAUCGUGCUCUUUAUAUUAGACGUAAUGCUCAAGGCAAAUUUAUCUUUCAAAUUAUUCAAAUUAUCGGCGUACAUAUAUGGCUAUUUUUCAUAUUGCCUGGCAUAACUGCAGUCAAAUUUCGUAAUAAUGGUGCAGCUCAAUUAUGGUAUUUCUUAAAAUGUAUUUAUUUUGGUUAUUCAUCGAUACAAGUACGAUUUGGUUAUCCAAAACGAAUUGCUGGAAAUUUUCUAAUGAAACGUUUCAAUUAUGUAAAUCAAAUAUUGUAUAGAGGAUAUUUACUGAUUCCAUUUUUACUUGAAUUACGAACAAUUAUGGAUUGGAUGUUUACAGAUACAGCCUUGGGUUUGUCAAGUUGGCUACAAUUACAAGAUAUUUAUUCAAAUAUGUAUCUAUUAAAAUGUUCAAGAUGGGCUGAUAAGAAAUAUCCGACACCUCGUGGUAAAACUCGUGCAAAAUUAACAAAAUAUGGCGUUGGUGGAUCGUUGUUAGUCCUGUUAAUCUUGCUCAUUUGGUUUCCACUAUUAUUCUUCUCCUUUACAUCCUCAUUUUAUCAAAGAAAUCCACCUGUUGAAGUGACAGUUGAAAUUAAAUUAGGAGGAUAUUUGGAUGCUGCCGCAUUUAUUCGGGAUUUUAAUCCUGAUGAUAUAACAUGUGUCAAUAUGUUGGCAAAAUCUACAGGAAUAUGGGAAAUAAGUCAGUCUAUACGGGAUAUUUUAAUUGAUGAUUUAAGUGAAAAUAAGUCUAUACCACAAUAUUCUAGAGCACCUCUAGGACAAGAUGAUGCGGAGGAUAUAACAGCUGAAGUGGCAAAUGAACAUACUGUCAAUAUCGGUCCAGGAGACGAAAAACUAAGACGAUCGUUAAUCGACAUAUUAAAUGGGACAACAGAAGCAAGAACAUCCAUGAAUAUAACAAUUCAUAAAUUAAUGCCUCGUUUUAUCCAUGUUAAACCAAAAGCAAAACCAGAAGAAAUUGAUUCGUUCGCCAAGAAAGUUUUCCCUUAUAAUUAUUAUGCAAAUAUAACGAUGGGAUUGAAAGCCACUCCAAAUAGUACCGAUGUGUGGUGGGAAAUGUUUGAAGAGCCAGAUGACCAGCCUCCACAACAAUUCAAUGCUUCGUGUAUGUAUUUUAGUAUUCACAUUAUCAUGAAGUGAAAAUUCACAAUUAUAAUAUUUUUUUAUCCACAUGCACUAAACGAAAAUUUUUCUGUAAAUCCUUGACUAAUCCCAAAAAUUCUGGGUGCCGUCUUUGAUGAGUUAGAAGAAAAAGAGAAGUAGUUAGUGUCUAGUUCAUUAUUGACUAGACAAUUUUUUGUUCGGAAACUGACCAAUCUUUACUGGCACAUCGAUAACCCAAAGACUAGUAAAGAAAAAGGUAUACCGGCACUUGAGUGCCAACAUUUGGGCACGAACGACAUUUAGGUGCAACGACAGUUGAGAUUCAAAGACGCUGGUAAGGAUGUGGUUGAGAGUGAGUAUCGAUGAAGAUUAAACAAAAGGUGAUUACAGUUGGAUAUGAGUAAUAUAGAAAAAGCUCUCACACCGUACCGAGGUUGUUUGAAGAAAAUUUUAUCGUUAUGCAGCAUACUUUAACAAAUGCAUUCUUACUGAAUGCUUUUGUCGUACAUGCGCCCAAAUGUCUGGUAGUAAAAAAAACGACAACUACUAUCCAUCCCAAAAUACAGUGCCGGUGGGCAUUUUUUGAAUAACUUUUGACGGAAAUGAGAUAGAGACCUGCGAUUUUUGCUCUUCGAUAGCCAAGACUUGAGCAGAACUUUUCAUAAGAGGAAACAACUUUGGAAAAACUUUCAAAGAUCAGGUUUCCAGAGGAUCUUUGGAAAACCAGCUCCGUUCUCAGAAAACUACCAUAUAAUGUUAGUAAUUUUUUUGCAUGCGUAGAUAGUACGAAUGUUAUUCUACAAAAUUAUGCAAGUUCCGGCUCUCCUGCUAUCGUCGUUCGGACAGGACUCGCUUUCCCCGAGCACGUGUCUAUCUCCGAGCAGACAUCUCUGGGAAUGCCAUGGAGUAUAGGUAAUUCGACUAUGUUGAGCAUAGUGGCAACAUUUGUUUUUAUGUACAAAUGAAUAUAACUUCACCGGAGGCAUUUUAGUGAAAAACCGGUCUUGCGUCUGUUACUAGCAAAAAUUAAAAUUCUUAUGUCUCGGCCAAAUCUCAUACUGACUCAAGGAAAUUUUCAUGAAAAAAACUUAAAAGGUGCCAUAUAUUGUUGAUCACGCCGACAACGUGGUUCAGCAGAACACUGCUCUGAGGUUUUUCAGAAGGUUUCUGGAAAACCUUAAACCA
This is a messenger RNA of Didymodactylos carnosus, 7620 nucleotides long. The record is from the annotation of a GenBank genome assembly. Lineage: Eukaryota; Metazoa; Rotifera; Eurotatoria; Philodinida; Philodinidae.